This is a messenger RNA of Frankliniella occidentalis (western flower thrips), 583 nucleotides long. RefSeq names its product reactive oxygen species modulator 1. The transcript has 3 exons. Gene Ontology annotation, biological process: protein insertion into mitochondrial inner membrane; protein import into mitochondrial matrix. The coding region runs from base 251 to 496 and encodes 81 amino acids. Gene Ontology annotation, cellular component: TIM23 mitochondrial import inner membrane translocase complex. Lineage: Eukaryota; Metazoa; Arthropoda; Insecta; Thysanoptera; Thripidae. The record is from RefSeq and is a predicted model, not a curated record.
UUCCACAGUUAUUUCAUCACUUACAUAAUGCAAUUUGGAUAGCUUUCACUAAGAUCUUUAUAUUCGAGUUGUUGUCAAGUUGUUCAAAUAAAAACAUAUAUACUAUCGUUCUUCUAAAAAAAAUCAAUAAAUUACAUAGCCGGCUUGUGGGGGUUAGGUGCCUGAAGUUUCCACUCAACAUUCAAGUAUUACGAGAAACUCAUCCAUUCCAAAUAAUAAAAGAAGUAGCUGGAAGAGGAGAAACUGAACAAUGCCUGCAGUACCAGGAAGUAUGUAUGGAGGGCAACAAGGUCCAUCCUGCUUUGACCGUAUGAAAAUGGGAGCAAUGAUCGGCUUCUGUGUCGGAAUGGCAUCAGGGGCUAUCUUUGGAGGCUUCACAGCAUUAAGAUAUGGUAUGAGAGGACGUGAACUGGUUAACAGUGCAGGAAAGGCCAUGUUACAAGCAGGUGGCACUUUUGGAACUUUUAUGGCUAUUGGAACUGGCAUCAGAUGUUAGCAUAGGAAAUGUAUAAUAAUAUGUGAACUUUCAAGUUGAAUUAGAAUUAUUGAUUUGUUUUCUUACAAUUAAAAAUCCAGAAACAAA